Molecule: messenger RNA, 846 nt
Organism: Symbiodinium necroappetens
Lineage: Eukaryota; Dinophyceae; Suessiales; Symbiodiniaceae
Source: the annotation of a GenBank genome assembly
GUUGCCGGUGCUGAAAUCGAAGACACGUGGAAGAACGGCAAACAGUUUGUCAAGCUUGCGGUGGAUGUGCAGUAUCCCUGGGAAAUGGAGCCCGUCAAGUAUCACAAGGCACACACUCUAAGCAUCAACGAUCUUUGGGUGGACAAGUAUCCGGUCACCAACGAGGUUUACGCCGCCUUCCUGAAGCAGUCCUCCUAUGCACCGGUCGACUCAGGCAGCUUCUUGCGCCACUGGGGUUGUACCAGCCCGAAAGACUGCUCGGUGCCUCCCGGUAUGGCCAAAAUGCCGGUGGUCUUCGUGAGCCGUCAGGAUGCCGAAGAGUUCUGCACCUUCUACGGCAAGCGGCUUCCAAGAGAAUGGGAAUGGCAAUAUGUUGCACAGGCAGGAGACCCCGAGCGCACGUAUCCAUGGGGAAAGUGGUGGUGGGAGGAAGCUGUCCCCGCCCCACAGGCAAACGCAAGCUUGUUUGCUUUGGGCGAAGUGGGACGGUUCCCGAACGGGUCCAGCCCUGGUGGUGUGGAGGAUUUGGUUGGCCUCGUUUGGCAGUGGACAGAUGAGUACCAGGACGAACAUAAUCGUGCAGCUGUUCUGCGAGGGGGCUCCAUCUUCCAGCCUAAUGCACACGAUUCGGCGGGUGUCCCGCAUCCGCGUUACCAGCCCUGGUACUUUCCUGGCCGCGCUCCAGCAGGAGCUUGGGACGACAAAUGGACCGGUGACCACUACUUCGGCCCGAAGGACUACAGAAGCCUGUUCAAGAACACGGUCCAUGCAAAGUACCUUCUCAUGGCACCCUCCCUGGACAGAGCGGGUACAAUUGGAUUCCGAUGCGUGGCUGAUAGAGCCUGA